AACAAGUGCGCAGGGACGGAAGGGGGCGAAGGGAAUAGUUCUCUUCCGCCUUUCCAAUCUCUGGGCAGUGACGUCACCAAGAUCUGCUCUGGAACGGGAAGUACAGGACUCUAGUGAGCUUUCUGUUUGGCGUGUAAAAUUUAAGGCGGGGCAUAGAUAAUGGACUACAAUUCCCAUAAUCCAGAGCUUCAUCCAUAGUGACCGUUUAACUGACAACGCUGAGAAGAGGGAACAUAUCGUUACAGGGACCAGUAAUGCUGGUAGUCAUUGUGAAGUAAAGGAAAAUGAUUUAUUUGCAGUUGCAUGAUACCACUGUAGCAACACACCUGGCUGAUCUACAGAAAAAACCCCAGCUACUAUGGCAGUGGCACAUUUGGCUUGUGACAGUCAAGGUUCUGUGGUUGAUCUCUCUGGGCAAGGGCUUCAAAAACUGAGCCCCACACUUCCUUUUGGGAAUGACACACAAACUCUGAUUUUGGACAAAAAUCAAAUAAUUAAGCUUGAACAUGUGGAAAAAUGCAGGAAUCUAGUACAGCUCUCCGUAGCCAACAAUCGUCUUGUAAGGAUGAUGGGUGUUGCAAAAUUAAUACAUCUCCGAGUACUAAACUUACCACACAACAGCAUUGGGUAUGUCGAAGGACUGAAGGACUUGGUUCAUCUGGAAUGGAUUAAUCUUGCGGGAAACAAUUUGAAGAUAAUUGAUCAGAUAAACAGUAGCACCUCCCUUCAACAUCUGGAUUUGUCAGACAAUAACAUAUCUCAAAUUGGUGACCUCUCCAAGCUAAAAUCUCUGAAGACUUUGCUUCUUCAUGGUAACAAUAUUGCAUCUUUACGUGCAGCAUCUGCUUGUCUUCCUCAAAGCCUCACUAUACUUUCAUUGGCAGAAAAUGAAAUCAGAGACUUGAAUGAAGUAGCAUUCCUUGCUGGCCUUGUCUAUUUGGAACAGUUAUCAAUAAUGAACAAUCCUUGUGUGAUGGCCACACCGUCUAUACCAGGGUUUGACUACAGACCUUUUAUUGUCAGCUGGUGCUUAAAUCUUAAAGUUUUAGAUGGCUAUGUUGUCUCCCAAAAAGAAAGCUUGAAAGCAGAAUGGCUAUACAGCCAAGGCAAAGGAAGAUCGUAUAGGCUUGGCCAGCACAUUCCAUUAGUCCAGUACCUGGCAACUGUGUGUCCAUUAACUUCCGCACAUGGACUCCAGACAGAAGAGGAUGCAAAGCUGGAUAAAAUAUUAAGUAAACAGAGAUUGCACCAGAAGCAAUUAUUGCAUCAAACGCGCAGUGAUGGCUACCUCACCUCAUCUACUCCAAAUAAAAGGUUACCACUGUCUACUGAACAUCACAGUCCAACACAUGUAUUACAAACUGAACCCACAGUACAAGUAAAUAACUGGCUCAGGUCAAGCAGUUCUGAGGAUCACUCAUACGCUGUUAGAAAUAUCUGCUCCAGUCCUUUCGGUCCACCACAUUACAGUAGUCUUUAUAUGGAAGACAUCCAAACAGAUGAAGACAAACUCAACUGCAGUCUUCUUUCCUCAGAAUCUACCUUUAUGCCUGUUGCUCCAGGCCUUUCUCCUGUCUCACCAACCGUAGAGUUAAGGGUUCCAGCCAUAAAAGCUGACCUGCCAGUCAAUGAAACUGUGAUUGAGUUUAACAAAGACCACACUGAACUGCCCCCCUCUGAAACUCCAGAAAAGCCUAAGUUAAUUCCAGGUCUAUCAGCAAUGCAAGAUGAUAAAUCAUGCUGUGUCUAUCCAGUUAUCAAAGAUGAGAAUGUAACCGAAAAUAUUAUUAAUUGUGAAACUGCGGUUAGUAUGGAAAGUACUCAGACAUCAAAUGGCCCAACAUGUCACAAUUUAAUAAUGAAUUGUAAACAGGCUUCUGUUCUGGAUCAAGAUGUAAACCACAUAAAUAAAAUAAGCAAAGCUGCUACAAAACUUCAGUCCUGUUGGAGAGGUUUUUAUGCAAGAAAGUACAACCCAAAAGUUAAAGAUGUAUGCUAUGAAAUCCGACUUAGCAGAAUGCAAGAGCACAUAGUAUUCUUGACAGAAGAAGUAAUUAGGCUAAGAAAAGAGAAAGAAGAGGACCGAAUACAAAGAAUUUUGCAAGGGGAAGCUGUGAGGUACCUAUGGGAACAGGUACAAGCCAUACAACAAUGGCAAAAUACAGUAAAAUUGCAAACUGCCAACAGCUCUGAGAAUGAUCUUCCAUCAGCCAGUAAUUCAAAGCAUGCCAAUCCUGCUUUGGAAGAGUUGCCUUCCAGCCCUGAAAAACUGAAUAGAAAAGCAUCACCAGAUAUCCCAGACUCUGGUUUUCACUCUGUCAUAUUAAAUCACUGCACCAUGGGUAAUACUGAAAAAAACUCCUCUGAGGAAAGUGAAUAUUCCCAGCCCUCUCUGGAUACUGUUCGCCAUUACAACGACAAGGUGCCGGAUAGCCCUGCAGAUCAAGAUUUGACUCGAGAAGAGCAAAGCCAAAGCAGCAAAGAUAGUUUCACCAGUGAGCAGGACAGCAGUCUACUGCAGCAGUAUCUAAGGUCUGUUGAGCAGCUGGAUGAGACUGCAGAUAAUACAAGCUACAGUGAAAGGACUGAGGAAAGCAGACCUGAAAUUACCACAUGUUCAGACAAUUCCGACUUAUCCUGCAGCAUCUCUCACUUUUUGCCUGAAAACAGCAAGCAGGAAAACAUUGAUAUACAUAGCAAUUUACCUUCUAUAGAUGAUGGACAUAACACACCAAUACCAUGUGAUUCUAGUUUACUGGUGCCACAGCCAGACUUAGUUUAAGUAUCUGUGUGCCAGCAGAAUUGGUUUAUUUUCUUUAGUGUGGAACUGAAUUCGAAAAUCGCUUCUACUGUUAUGCACUUUAAAUUAUCACAGCAUUAUCCUGAAAGCACAUCAUGCCAUCUUUCUGUCCAAUAAAUUCUGUGUUUAUCUACAA
This is a messenger RNA of Xenopus laevis (African clawed frog), 2936 nucleotides long. RefSeq names its product centrosomal protein 97kDa L homeolog (gene cep97.L). NCBI's taxonomy places the organism in Eukaryota, Metazoa, Chordata, Amphibia, Anura, Pipidae. Gene Ontology annotation, cellular component: centrosome. Bases 359 to 2782 code for a protein of 807 amino acids. Gene Ontology annotation, biological process: negative regulation of cilium assembly. The transcript is spliced from 12 exons. The record is from RefSeq and is a predicted model, not a curated record.